AUGGGAUUCGCCGUGUAUUUGGUGGCUCUUGUCAUACUUUAUGUGUUACUGAAUUUGGGGAAAAUUGGAAAGUUUGUGAAGGAAAGGAAAAGGUUGUAUGAGUUGAUGGACAAAAUUGAUGGUCCCUAUGCAUUGCCAUUGUUAGGAACAACUUGGCAAUUCAAAAUGGAUCCAGUUGAAUUUGCACUACAGCUCUAUAAUUGGGGUCUGGAAUAUUCUUCCAAGGGAGCAUCCCUUGCAAAGUUCUGGAUGGGACCAUAUCCAAUGGUUAUCAUUUUGACUCCUGAAGCUAGCAAGAAAGUUCUCGAAAGCAAUGUUCUGAUCAAUAAGAGUAGCGAAUACGACAUCUUCCUUCCAUGGCUUGGAACCGGCCUUCUUCUUGCCAGUGGAGAUAAAUGGAGAGGAAGAAGAAAGAUGAUGACUCCAUCAUUCCAUUUCAAUGUUCUCAUUGAUUUCCAGGCAGUUUUCGAUAAUCAGGGAAAGAUCCUUCUGGAGCAGCUGGAAGACGAAAUGAGAUAUGCCAAGGAUAACACAUUUGAUGCAUUCCCAUACAUCAAAAGAUGCGCAUUGGAUAUUAUUUGUGAAACCGCAAUGGGAACGACAGUCAGUGCCCAAACAAAUCAUACUCAUCCAUAUGUGAUGGCAGUGAAUGAAAUGAAUAGUUUGGCAUUCAAAUAUCAGAGAAUGCCUUGGUUAUGGAUCAAACCUAUUCGGCACUUAUCUGGAUAUGAAGCUGAUUUUCAGAGGAAUCUGGACAUUGUCACUUCAUUCACAAAGAAAGUUAUCGAAGGGAAAUUGAGAGAACACGAGGAAUCUGUAGGGUUUUCAGAGGACAAAAAUAAGAAGAAGGCGUUCUUGGAUAUGCUCAUUGAUAAAAAGGAUGAAGGUGGUCUUGGAUACGAGGACAUCCGGGAAGAAGUUGACACAUUUAUGUUUGAAGGACACGACACAACGUCUGCUGGAAUCGGAUGGUCCCUAUGGUGUCUCGCUAAUAGUCCGGAGUAUCAGAAAAAGUGUCAUGAAGAGCUGGAUCAAAUUUUCGAAGGAUCUCCAAGAGAAUGUACUGUCGAUGAUUUGAAGAAGAUGAAAUAUUUGGAAAAGUGUGUAAAAGAAGCACUAAGAAUGAGACCAUCCGUUCCGCAGAUUGCAAGAUCAGUGGAGGAGGAGUUUGAAAUUGAUGGCACAAUUGUUCCAAAAGGAUGUUCCGUAAUGGUAUCACCGGCGUUCCUUCAAAAUAAUCCAAGAACUUAUGAGAAUCAUGAAGUCUACGAUCCAGAGAGAUUCAAUGAAGACGAAAUCGCCAAACGACACGCCUAUGCCUACAUUCCAUUCAGUGCGGGACCCCGAAACUGUAUCGGUCAAAAAUUCGCAAUGCAGGAGGAAAAGACAGUAAUAUCAUGGGUCCUACGAAGAUUCCAAAUACAUUCCGAUGUCGGAAUCAGGGAGAAUAUUCCACUACCGGAAACAAUCACAAGACCUACAAUGGGAUUCCCAUUGAAAUUCACAAUUAGACAGUAA
Caenorhabditis briggsae is the source of this 1518-nucleotide messenger RNA. It is a transcript of the gene Cbr-cyp-37A1, whose product is annotated as Protein CBR-CYP-37A1. The transcript is spliced from 8 exons. Bases 1 to 1518 code for a protein of 505 amino acids. Gene Ontology annotation, molecular function: iron ion binding; heme binding; oxidoreductase activity, acting on paired donors, with incorporation or reduction of molecular oxygen. Lineage: Eukaryota; Metazoa; Nematoda; Chromadorea; Rhabditida; Rhabditidae. The record is from RefSeq and is a predicted model, not a curated record.